CAUGCACCAAAGCCCUUGUUAACCGACUUCCACCGUGUUCUCCUAUGAGUAACAAAAUGGACUCUCCAGACGCGGAAAAUAAGGAUUCUACUGGGAAGGAGCUACCUCAGAACACUUCCACUCAAUCCACCACGCGCAAGGAACCGCAAAGCCGCUCAAGUAUGUGGCCACUUCCCUCUAUUUCGGUGACUCGGCACCCCUCUGGAAAGUUUUCACCACAGACCGACGAGCGCUGCUUUUCGUACUGUUCUCAGACUACCCGCGGACGGACUGAAGGCCGUGAACCGACGUGUCGCUCGGUGUGCUUCCGCAGAGUCUUUGCUCAUGAAGUCAGAACGGCGAUCGCCCAUGAUGAUGCGCUAAAGGAGAAAGCCGCUCAAAAAGAUUACGGUUUCCCCCUUCCACCUGAGGGCCAGCCUAAUGUAGAUAGCUUAUCAUCGUCCAAGUCUGAUGACAUACGGUAUUGGGAGGAGGGCUGGUACCUCUGGACGAGUAGGAGUCGAUGGGCAACGCAGGAGAGAUUGGACCUCAUGAUGUGGGACCUGGACCACCAGGAUCAUUGGCAGCGCCACAAGGACGAGGUGCAGAAGCAGUGGGAGGAUUAUUGGGCAGAGCAUCAGAGACAGUCAGGGGAACAGUUUCACGGCACGCCUACAGCUGGAGACAACAUCCAGCUCGAGGGCACGCCAUAUCCAGUCGAUGGGCAGAUGUUCCCUAAGCAGGAGGCCAGGCAUCCAUGGCAAGAGUCUACUUUAGUUAAACUACCUCCUCCCCUCACUCCCCUGUUGGAACCAAUCCACGACCUUCUUUCACCAUCCUUCAAGGUUUUGACCACUUUACAACGUAGUUUUGAAUCGGGCGCUCAUGCUGAACUGGCUGUCCGCAUGUGGGAAAAGGCAAGGACGCCCGAUCCCUUUGUCCUCGCGAGCACGGUAUGCAGGAAGAUGUGGGAGAAAUGGAAGGAAGGGCCUCCAGACUCUGACACCACUUCAGACCUUUGAUAAUUUUGCCUACAGUGUUAUACCACCCAUAGAAUACUACUCCGAUUACUCACUAUAAAUUUUUUUGGUCAUACAUCUAUGUAUUUUCGACGCGUUACCCGGAUGUGCCACAGUUAGUUCCCCACGAACAAAAAGUAUUUGACUAGAGUGAGAUUCGAACUCACGCCCUUUCGGACUGGAU
Molecule: messenger RNA, 1182 nt
Organism: Suillus subaureus
Lineage: Eukaryota; Fungi; Basidiomycota; Agaricomycetes; Boletales; Suillaceae
Exons: 3
Coding region: 45-1001 (318 amino acids)
Source: RefSeq, a predicted model, not a curated record